GGUGGGCCCGAUGACCGUGAGGCUUUAGAGCUGGGAGGGAGGAUGACGGAGCAUCAAGCUGUUAAAGUUACCGUUGUUAGGUUUUUGGUGAGAGAAACGCUGAGGAGUAACGCCGUCACGUUACGACCGGCAUCGUCUAAAGGCAAGGAGAAGUAUUAUACCUGCUUUACAACCAACGUGGAUCCAAAAAAAGAAAAGGAACUAGACGAAGGAGUAUUAAAAGAUUUCAAGAGCAAAUGGAAAGAAACGGUGGAAUACAAAGAAAAGGAACCAAACAACAUAAUUCAAGAAAUAUUGUCAAUAGGGCAAAGUCAAGACUUUGACCUUAUAGUGGUUGGAAGAGGGAGGGUACCGUCGGCCAAGGUGGCGACAUUAGCUGAGCGUCAGGCCGAACAUCCCGAGUUAGGUCGUAUCGGAGACGUGCUUGCCUCUUCGAUCAACCACAUCAUCCCAUCAAUCCUUGUGGUUCAACAACACAACAAACCUCAAGUAGAAGAGAUUGCGGUUUCAAAAAUUGUUAAGGAGUCGUCCCUAACUAUUAAUGGAGAUGCAAAUGUAUGAAUAAAAUAAAGAUUGAUGUAGCCAGUUGAACGUUACCUUAAUGGUUAAAGUGGUAAGAAUUGUAGAAAGAGCGUUCUGCAUAUAAAUAAGCGUGAUUAUGCAUCUUGUUAAUGUAAACCAUUAGUAAACUGUAGAUAAUUGAAUAGUCAAUUUACUCCACUGAUGCAAAAUCAUUUUUCUAAAUUACUCGGUUCCUUGUGGAGAGAGAUUUUUUUAAAACCCUUUACUGGCAGGUCCCAAGUGCCAAGUACUAUUUAGGUCUUCUAGUAAUAUAACAGUGAUCAUAUUGUUCAAAAAAACAACAGCGAUCUUAUACUUGGGACCAACCAAAAAACAGUUAG
Messenger RNA from Brassica rapa (field mustard), 902 nucleotides. RefSeq names its product cation/H(+) antiporter 20. NCBI's taxonomy places the organism in Eukaryota, Viridiplantae, Streptophyta, Magnoliopsida, Brassicales, Brassicaceae. Gene Ontology annotation, cellular component: endomembrane system. The record is from RefSeq and is a predicted model, not a curated record. Gene Ontology annotation, biological process: regulation of pH.